UCCAAACUAGUAUGGCCUUCUGAACUGUACCAGGCAGGACAGCAAGUACCUGCUCCUGCUGGGUAUUCCCUCAAUGUGCUCAUACUAAACCAAAGGUUGACCCUGUGUACUAGUUAUUGGUGUUCUCGUUUUUCAGUUGGACCAGCAACUGGGAGGCUACAAGCACCCCACUUGUAAGUAGUAGGGCUGAAUUAGAGGCCCUUAGUGUCUGUAUUUAGGUUAAGAUGCUUUCCCCAUAUCUCUGCUGCCUCUCACUGGGACGGCAACUUAUUUGGGAUAUUUGGGUCUUGUUUCUUUAGUUUACUCAACUGACAUUUCCUUAUUUAAUCCUUGCAUUGACACAGAGCUCUCUUUGUUAAUCACCAAUAGAACUAUCCCAACAGCCAAGUGGAUUGUGGAAAAAUAGAAGUCCUGAAUCAAGUUUUCUAUCCUUAAGGCAUUUCAGGCUUAGAUGGAAAGGUGAUACUAAUAAAGCUAUGAAGAGGCAUCUCGAUACUUUGUUCACUCUUUUAUAGGUCAGGAUGGCUAACUGGUUGGCUUCCCACAUGGUGCCCUACGUCUACAUCACACCUUAAAGAAGCUGAAGAGAAAAUGUUAAAAUGUGUCCCCUGCAUAUAUAAAAAAGAAGCUGUUCGUAUAUCUAAUGGAAAUAAAAUAUGGACACUGAAGUUCUCUCACAAUGUUUCAAAUAAGACUCCACUUGUCCUCCUCCAUGGUUUUGGAGGAGGUCUUGGACUCUGGGCACUGAAUUUUGGAGAUCUUUGCACCAAUAGACCUGUCUAUGCUUUUGACCUGUUGGGCUUUGGACGAAGUAGUAGACCCAUGUUUGACAGUGAUGCCGAAGAAGUGGAGAAUCAGUUUGUGGAAUCCAUUGAAGAGUGGAGAUGUGCCCUAGGACUGGACAAAGUGAUCUUGCUUGGACACAACCUGGGUGGAUUCUUGGCUGCUGCUUACUCACUGAAGUACCCGUCAAGGGUUAGUCAUCUCAUUUUAGUGGAACCUUGGGGUUUCCCUGAGCGACCAGACCUUGCUGAUCAAGACAGACCAAUUCCAGUUUGGAUCAGAGCCUUGGGAGCAGCACUGACUCCCUUUAACCCCUUAGCUGGCCUCAGGAUUGCAGGGCCUUUUGGUUUAAGUCUAGUACAGCGUUUAAGGCCUGAUUUCAAGCGGAAGUAUUCUUCAAUGUUUGAAGAUGACACUGUGACAGAAUACAUCUACCACUGUAAUGUGCAGACUCCGAGUGGUGAGACGGCGUUCAAAAAUAUGACUAUUCCUUAUGGUUGGGCAAAAAGGCCAAUGCUCCAGCGAAUCGGCAAAAUGGACCCUGACCUCCCAGUCUCGGUGAUCUACGGCGCCCGGUCCUGCAUAGAUGGCAGCUCUGGCACCAGCAUCCAGUCAGUGCGGCCACAUUCCUACGUGAGGACGAUAGCCAUCCUAGGGGCAGGGCAUUACGUGUAUGCAGAUCAACCCGAAGACUUCAACCACAAGGUAAAGGAGAUCUGCGACACUGUGGACUGAGCACCUGACGGUGGGCACCCUGGCUGACCGCUGCAGAGCCUCGGCACGGAGUCAGCCCGCGGCGAAGAGUAGGGAAUCCACCCAGAGAGCCGCCGUCUUCCCGACUGCACUUUGCACCUGUUUCUCCAUGAAGCUGCUUGCACACUUCCACCGUUAGUGCCUUCUAGAAGUAUGCCUCUCCUUUCUCCUGCAAGUCAGAGUAUACAAGAGUCUCUGAAUCUGAUAGCUCUAAUAAAAGGUGUUUGUUUGUCCCUCUGCUGUACUAAAAAAUGGUAAUUUUUUCAACUGAAAUUUUUUUCAUUUCUAUCUAACUUUGCCAUGUCAGGUACUUUUUAUAUUUCAGUCU
This is a messenger RNA of Molossus molossus (Pallas's mastiff bat), 1864 nucleotides long. RefSeq names its product abhydrolase domain containing 5, lysophosphatidic acid acyltransferase (gene ABHD5). Gene Ontology annotation, biological process: negative regulation of triglyceride storage; positive regulation of triglyceride catabolic process. Bases 592 to 1518 code for a protein of 308 amino acids. The transcript has 8 exons. Lineage: Eukaryota; Metazoa; Chordata; Mammalia; Chiroptera; Molossidae. The record is from RefSeq and is a predicted model, not a curated record. Gene Ontology annotation, cellular component: lipid droplet.